GUAUAUUUUGGUAUAUUUCUAAGAGUCCGACCGUAUAUUUGAUCGAUAAGUUCACGGUAACACUGAUAAGAUUUGUGACAACGAAUCCAGCGGCCAAACUGACCAAUCAGUCAAACAAAAAACCACGGAACAUGGGCAAACACAGAACUGCGCAGCAAGAUGCCAUAUUCAUCGCAUUUAUGGAGAGACACCCAAUGAUAGCCAAAAACUACCUCAAGGGUGAUAAGCUGGCAGCUGAAGCCGCCUGGAAGCGGCUUUCAAAGGAGUUAAAUAGCGUGGGUCCGCCUGUCAAAGAAGUUUGUGAGUGGAAAAGAGUAUGGAAAGCCUGGAAAAGCUGCAUUCGUAAAAAGAUUAACAAUAACAGGCUGGAAGAUUCAAAUGCCUGCGGCAAAGGCUCGCUGUAUCAUUAUACACUCACUGCUCUAGAGGAUGCAGUGGCCGUGAUCUGUGACUUGUAUGAUAAGCACGACGAGGUCACAGCCACAGAUGACGAUGAUGAGGAAGAAGAUGACUGCUUCAGCCGGAUCAAUGACAGACAUAUCGACGUGAAAUUGGAGCGCACUAGCACUUCGCAAACUCCAUCUGCCAAAAAGCGCAAGCUGGUUCAAAAUGAUGUAAAUGAAUUAGAAAUUGAACACGAGAGCACGGUGCCGAUGCUAAUGGACAUUGCAAAGGAGCUGCAGGACAUGAAUAGACAAACUCGCUUGAACGCCCAGCGCACAGAAGCCAAUACGGACGCGCUUUUGGCUCUAGGCACACAGAUCUCAGACCUAAUGCAGCAACAGCUCAAGGAGCGCAAGCGUCUUAAUGCUGUAAUGGAGAAAUUUGUUAUGAAACGCCGAUUGGCCAAACGAUAAAAUAAACAAUUUGUUUCCUUUGGCAAAUAUUUUGAUACUCAACAGA
Drosophila miranda is the source of this 903-nucleotide messenger RNA. RefSeq lists its product as uncharacterized. The transcript is spliced from 5 exons. The record is from RefSeq and is a predicted model, not a curated record. The coding region runs from base 132 to 857 and encodes 241 amino acids. Lineage: Eukaryota; Metazoa; Arthropoda; Insecta; Diptera; Drosophilidae. Gene Ontology annotation, cellular component: nucleus.